Messenger RNA from Phytophthora infestans T30-4, 1531 nucleotides. RefSeq lists its product as uncharacterized. Bases 32 to 1453 code for a protein of 473 amino acids. NCBI's taxonomy places the organism in Eukaryota, Oomycota, Peronosporomycetes, Peronosporales, Peronosporaceae. The transcript has 2 exons. The record is from RefSeq and is a predicted model, not a curated record.
CUCAGCCCAAAGAAGUAUCAGAACCACCGCGAUGAAGAAGUCGCAGCUCUCCAAGCAAGACUCGACCCGCUGGCUGCAGACGCUGGUGGCGCUACUCAUGACCAUCGGCGUCUUUUCUGUCAUAUGGGAAGUCAUGACACUACACACACAACGAUCGUUCCUUGAGACUUUUGACGAAUUGGAGCCACACGUAUCUUCAGACGACUUGCUGCAUCUCAACUAUCUCCAAACGGGGUGUCGUGUGGAGAAUAACACUAUAUUCCCAUGGGUCUACGCUUCUCCAGGCAACAGUGCGGAUCUCCCCGCCCCUCGUGCCCAAUCCAGCACGUCGCUACUGCAUCGGGGCGAUCCUCGACUAGUCGACGAACUACGUCAAUGUCCAGACGUGGAUAUCUACCUCCCAUCGUCCGUACGAGGGCCUGCUGGUUGUGCUGCUGCAGCUGGACCACUUAAAUUCUUACAGUCUCGACUGCUACCAGAUUGGGUAUUCAACGUUGAAGUAUACGACAUCAACUCGCGACACAAGACCAGCUACCUCACGUUGUGUCCGGAUACGCCUAUGCUGUUCCUAGCUCCCGAUCAUGUUUUAUCACUGACGAAACAUCCGUCGUGGCCGUCGACUAAGCCAGUAUAUCUCAUGGCGCCAGGUCUAGAUCUAAAAUCUACAUCGACAAAUCCAAAUCAGUUCACUCAAUCGGUUCUAAAACUUACCGACGUUAUUCUGUGUCGUACAAAACGCUGCGAUCAAGAUUUGAAACUGUUUUUAGAACGUCUAAACAGCAACAAGAAACCUCGCGUCAUCUACACAGGUCAAGUGACUUCUGACCCGUCCAACUUGGUUCGUCGGGUGCUUGGAGAUGGUGCAGCACGAGAGAGGAAUAUGACGAGCUUUGCGAGUCCCCGUUUCGCUCAUACAACGUGGAAUAUCUCGUCAAAGACAACACAAGACGUGAUGAACUGUUGGAGUUCGCAUCAGAAAGAACUUUCGCCGUUGGAUGUGUAUCUACUGAGAGAAUACAAAGACAACAAACCGACUGAGGGAGAGAGAUUGUACAAACCAUCGUUCGGUAACAGCAGCUUCUUCAUCUGUCCAACUGCAAGUGACGAUUGCCUCGACCUCGCUCGAGCUUCAGGUGGCGUUAUCGUGACAGCGGAUGGGUAUCCGAUGAAUGAACUGGUCUCGGCUUCAGAAGCCAUUUUCGUUCCUACUGAGCAGACUUCUCAAGCUGAAGAGCGUAUAGAUAACGCACUACUGCUGCCACCGCCACCUGUUGACUACCGCAGCUCCGAUCUCUGCGAUACGAUUCUAAAGGUACACACAUCGACGUCACUGAAUGACCGUGUGGCACUUGGAAUACAGGCACGACGCCACUUCAAUGAGGACGCAAAGUUCUUUUUGCUGCGUAUGAUGGAGCUGCGAGCGUUGGCACGUCACCAACAGCUCCAAGACUAGGACGUGAACCUUCGUCGCCUCAUCUAAAAAGCUAGUUCCUGCUCCAACACUAGCACAAUACACACUCGAAUACCUGCA